Penicillium taxi is the source of this 567-nucleotide messenger RNA. RefSeq lists its product as uncharacterized. The record is from RefSeq and is a predicted model, not a curated record. Gene Ontology annotation, molecular function: rRNA primary transcript binding. NCBI's taxonomy places the organism in Eukaryota, Fungi, Ascomycota, Eurotiomycetes, Eurotiales, Aspergillaceae. Gene Ontology annotation, biological process: nuclear-transcribed mRNA catabolic process, RNase MRP-dependent; maturation of 5.8S rRNA from tricistronic rRNA transcript (SSU-rRNA, 5.8S rRNA, LSU-rRNA). Gene Ontology annotation, cellular component: ribonuclease MRP complex. Bases 1 to 567 code for a protein of 188 amino acids. The transcript is spliced from 2 exons.
AUGGAUCAACAGGAACUCCUGGAGGUGCACUCAAUUUUGCAUCUAAUCUAUCACCGCAAUAAAAAUCAACAUCAGCGAACAAAAUGGUGGAAAUGGCUUUCAAUGCUGAAGCGCAUCUCCCUGGAUUUGGGAUCACAGGACUCGGACUCUGUCGCGGCCUAUCGCCAGCAUCUAGCCAAGCUCAUCCCACGCUGUCACUUAGCAUUCUCUACCGUGGUCGCCGAUAAACAGUUUUCGACCCUCGGGAUUGUGCUCGUGUCUACUCUAGCGCGACUUGCGAAGGUGACUGGGGUCGACGUGGAACUAAAUGCGCGCCCAAUGCAAAAAGCCAAGCCAAAACAAAAGACACAAAAGACAUUAGUGCACACUCUUUCGGAGGAUCUUGGGGAGCGUGUGUCUCGGGUUGGUACAGCCGAUGUUCUACCUGAAUCUAGCAAACCACAACCAGUCAAGCCCAAGUUUAAGGAUGUAGAAAAAUCUCUGGAGAAAACAGAGAGCACGAAGCGCAAGAAACUCGGCAAGAAGAAGAAAAAUGCUAUUGACGACCUUUUCAGCGGAUUGUUCUAA